This is a messenger RNA of Callithrix jacchus (white-tufted-ear marmoset), 3678 nucleotides long. RefSeq names its product TBC1 domain family member 31 (gene TBC1D31). Gene Ontology annotation, molecular function: protein binding. Gene Ontology annotation, cellular component: ciliary basal body. Gene Ontology annotation, biological process: cilium assembly. Lineage: Eukaryota; Metazoa; Chordata; Mammalia; Primates; Cebidae. The record is from RefSeq and is a predicted model, not a curated record.
GAGGGGAAACCUCGGUGGAGUUUGGAAGGAAUCCGCCUUCCGAUUGGUUGUUAGUAGAAAGAGGGUGGGUGCGGCCGGCGUAUGCCGGACCCAGGCCGCCCCGUCUGGUGCUCAAAUUUCCCGGGCCAGGAGCGCGGGGCCUGCCGGGAAGGCGUCGGGACGGUUAUCCAGCGGGCCGCCGGCGGUGGCGGACGACCUUCGCCAUGCAGAGCACGGACCUGGGCAACAAGGAGAGUGGCAAGAUAUGGCACCGCAAGCCGUCCCCGGCCACGCGGGACGGAAUUAUAGUGAACAUCAUUCACAACACUUCUGACUACCGUCCAAAAGUUUUGCGAUUUUUAAAUGUGGCUUUUGAUGGCACGGGCGACUGCUUAAUUGCUGGAGACCACCAAGGAAAUAUUUAUGUUUUUGACUUGUGUGGAAACAGGCCUCCUGAUUCAUGAGAAAACGGACACCUGCAAGCUUUCCUUUCUCCUUCCCAUUGCAGCCUCAAAUAUAUUGUUCAAUCUUGUUCAGCGAACAGCACAAGCUUGCACAGCUCUGGCCUUUAAUCUUCGUAGGAAAUCUGAAUUCCUUGUGGCAUUAGCUGAUUAUUCUAUUAAAUGUUUUGAUACAGUCACCAAGGAGCUAGUUAGCUGGAUGAGAGGACAUGAAUCAUCAGUAUUUUCAAUCUCUGUGCAUGCAUCAGGGAGAUAUGCCAUCACUACUUCUUCUGAUACAGCACAAUUAUGGGACUUGGAUACCUUUCAGAGAAAAAGAAAGCUGAAUAUUCGCCAGUCUGUGGGUAUACAGAAGGUCUUCUUUCUACCAUUAAGUAAUACCAUCCUCAGCUGUUUUAAAGAUAAUUCCAUUUUUGCCUGGGAAUGUGACACACUUUUUUGCAAAUAUCAACUGCCAGCUCCACCCGAAAGCUCUAGUAUAUUAUACAAAGUGUUUGCUGUGACCAGAGAUGGCCGAAUCCUGGCUGCUGGAGGCAAGUCAAAUCAUCUUCAUUUGUGGUGUUUAGAAGCUAGACAGCUCUUUAGAAUUAUCCAGAUGCCCACUAAAGUUCGAGCCGUUCGCCAUCUAGAAUUUCUUCCUGAUAGUUUUGAUGCUGGUUCUAAUCAGGUUCUUGGAGUACUAAGUCAAGAUGGUAUUAUGAGAUUUAUCAAUACACAGACUUGUAAACUGCUCUUUGAGAUUGGGAGCCUUGAUGAAGGAAUUAGCUCAGCAGUGAUUAGCCCACAUGGACGGUACAUUGCAUCUAUUGUGGAAAAUGGAAGUCUAAACAUAUACUCAGUUCAGGCUUUAACACAAGAAAUAAAUAAGCCACCUCCGCCUUUAGUGAAAGUUAUUGAAGAUUUGCCUAAGAAUAAACUGAGUUCCAGUGAUCUUAAGAUGAAAGUAACAUCAGGAAGAGUACAGCAGCCAGCAAAGUCUAGGGAAAGCAAAAUACAAACUAGAAUAUUAAAACAAGACGUGACUGGUAAUUUUGAGAGUAAAAAGAAUGAAUUACCAGAUGGAUUAAACAAAAAGCGUUUACAAAUCUUAUUAAAAGGCUAUGGUGAAUAUCCAACAAAAUACAGAAUGUUCAUUUGGCGCUCUCUACUACAACUGCCCGAAAAUCAUACUGCAUUUAGUAGCCUCACAGAUAAGGGGACUCAUGUGGCGUUUCUCAACCUUCAGAAGAAAUACCCCAUCAAAAGUAGGAAACUACUCAGAGUAUUACAGAGAACCUUAUCUGCAUUAGCUCACUGGUCUGUCAUUUUCAGUGACACACCGUAUCUUCCACUCUUGGCAUUUCCAUUUGUAAAAUUAUUCCAGAACAAUCAACUCAUCUGUUUUGAAGUUAUUGCUACUCUCAUAAUGAAUUGGUGUCAACACUGGUUUGAGUAUUUUCCUAAUCCUCCUAUCAAUAUUCUUAGUAUGAUAGAAAAUGUUUUGGCAUUUCAUGACAAGGAACUGCUGCAACACUUCAUAGAUCAUGAUAUAACUUCCCAGCUAUAUGCAUGGCCUCUUCUUGAAACUGUGUUCUCGGAAGUGCUGACAAGAGAAGAGUGGCUGAAAUUGUUUGACAAUAUUUUUUCCAACCAUCCUUCCUUCCUUCUGAUGACUGUUGUAGCCUACAACAUAUGUUCUAGAGUGCCUCUGCUCAACUGUAAUCUUAAAGAUGAUUUUGAGUUUUUUUUUCACCAUCGGAAUAACCUGGAUAUAAAUGUUGUGAUUAGACAAGUGUAUCAUCUCAUGGAGACCACGCCCACUGCCAUUCAUCCAGACAGCAUGCUUCAUGUUUUUGUUGCACUGACAAAAGGACAGUACCCAGUAUUUAAUCAAUAUCCAAAGUUUAUUGUGGACUAUCAGACACAGGAACGAGAAAGAAUAAGGAACGAUGAGUUGGAUUACCUAAGGGAGAGGCAGACAGUUGAAGAUAUGCAAGCUGAAGUCGACCAGCAAAGAGUUGAAGAUGAAGCUUGGUACCAGAAACAGGAGCUGCUUCGUAAAGCUGAAGAAACAAGGAGAGAAAUGCUCUUACAAGAGGAGGAGAAAAUGAUACAACAAAGACAGAGGCUAGCUGCUGCGAAGAGAGAGCUGAAAAUAAAGGAAAUGCACUUACAAGAUGCUGUAAGAAGGCGUUUUCUGAAGCUUCAGCAAGAUCAACGGGAAAUGGAGCUAAGAAGACUGGACGACGAGAUUGGGAGAAAGAUACACAUGAGAGAUCAAGAAAUUGCUGCCACAGCCAAAGACCUAGAAAUGAGACAGCUGGAACUCGAAUCACAAAAGAGACUUUAUGAGAAGAAUCUUACUCAAAAUCAAGAAGCUGUUGCAAAAGAAAUGCGAGCAGACGCAGAUGCCUAUAGACGAAAAGUGGAUCUUGAAGAACACAUGUUUCAUCAACUGAUAGAAGCAGGUGAAAUGCAGAGCCAAAAAACUCAGAAGGUGAUGGAAGAAAAUUUGGCAAAGGCUGAACAAGCCUGCCUAAAUACUGACUGGCAGAUUCAGUCUUUACAUAAACAAAAAUGUGAUGAUCUACAACGAAACGAAUGUUACCAGGAAGUAGCCAAACUCCUUAGGGAAAACAGAAGGAAAGAAAUAGAGCUAUUACAUGCAAUGGUGGAGGAGGAAGCCAAGAAGUGGAAGGAAGCUGAAGGAAAAGAGUUCGAUUUGAGAUCGGCAAAGAAAGCUUCUGCUCUUUCAGAUGCAUCUAGAAAGUGGUUUUUAAAGCAAGAGAUAAAUGCAGCUGUUGAACAUGCUGACAAUCUAUGUCAUAAAGAAAAGUCCAGGUUCCAUAAUGAACAGGAGGACUCAAGCUGUUUACCUAGAACAUCACAACUAAAUGACACUUCUGAAAUGGAUCCCUCAGCACAGAUUUCUUUAAAUCGAAGAGCAGUAGAAUGGGACACCUCAGGACCAAAUCUUAUCGAGAAAGUGAGAAAUCUUCGCCAGAGACUCACUGCCCAGGCUCGUCACAGGUGUCAAACCCCUCAUCUUUUGGCUACAUAGAAAGCAUGUCACCUUGAGACAGUCAAGAGACCUAUUUUGCAAUCAGUGACGUUGAUUUUUAGAUUAUUUAUUUAAAAUUGCUAUGAAGAUUAACCUUUUGUACAGAAAAAUGUGUCUAUAAAAAUUAUGCUAUUCUGAUACUUUUUGGCUUGUAAGUGGCUUCUUGAACUUUUUACAAUAAAUGUUAUAGAAACUAUU